Molecule: messenger RNA, 671 nt
Organism: Monopterus albus (swamp eel)
Lineage: Eukaryota; Metazoa; Chordata; Actinopteri; Synbranchiformes; Synbranchidae
Gene: medag
Product: mesenteric estrogen dependent adipogenesis
Exons: 4
Coding region: 20-658 (212 amino acids)
Source: RefSeq, a predicted model, not a curated record
UGGAGAACAGCGUGACACCAUGACAAUAAAUAAAGGGUCUCACAGCAGGAUGAAAGUGACAGAAGUAGAGGAGUUUUUGAGAAAACCUCCAACAGGUUUCUGUGUGGAGGCUCUCAGCUCAUGUUACCGAGUCCACAGCGACCCAGAGGAGAGCCUGGUGCUCGUUGAUGACUUCGACUUUUGUAGAAGGAAAAUAGUUUUCCAGAACUCGCUGGGAAGGAAAGUUAAAAUGCACAAUUUAUGGGAAUACACGAGCAUGAGAAACAGCCUGUUGUCCAAGAGGAUCUAUCUGCUGAUGUCUGCCUGUGAAGAAAAAUUUUCAGUGACCCACAAAAAGGCCGCCAAUCAAGCCAGAGUGCUGAAGCAGUACGUAGUGUCCAUCAAUGGCAAUGACCCGUUCAUAAAGUGGCAGAUUGAGAGAGGCCUGGACUGGACCAUCUCUUCAGUUGCUGGAGAGAGCUACAGGGUGGACAUUGACUUGACUGCAGCACUGGAGGGCUGGGCAACAGAAAACACCCACAUCAUAACUAACAAGAUAAUAAAAGUCAACCCUGCCUGGAGAAAUGCCUCCUUCACCCUCAAAUACUAUUCCGAUGCCCUCUUUGACUUCCCACACUGGUUUGGUUUCAGCAAAAGAAAGUUUAAGGUAGUUGUCUAAAAUUCGGUUUAAC